UCCUCCAGAUACCCCAAAUCCUUUCUUCACUUUUCUCUGUUUUCGUUGGGUGAUUUCUUUGGAAUUCAAAAUUAUGGUUUCGUUUCACUGAUUUGCCUCUACCAUACAAUACUCCAAACCUGUUCUUCCUUCUUCUCAAUUUCCCAAUGGCUACGCUGCUGAGAAAAGUUUGGGGAUCCGUGUCCACUCGCUCGGGAUUGCACUCGGAAACGUCGUCUACCGAUCGCCGUGGGUUUGAAGAGCCGCCGUCGUUGGGUGAAUUCGAUCGGAUUCCGAUGGAUAUACUGAUGCAAAUACUCAAAUUAGCUGGCCCUAAGACCUCAGCUAAAAUGGGUAUGCUCUGUAAGUCUUGGAGAUCUCUUGUUUCUGACAAUACUCUUUGGAUUUUCUUCCUUCAUAACCAAUUGGAGCCUUGGGAUUCUGUUUUGUUUGGAGAAACUAAGUUGGCUUCCGGAUACCCUCUUGAAACAUGUUCCAGUCAGAUGAUGCCAUUGUCGUUCAUGAAAGUGUAUAGCAAACGGGCAGAAGUGCCGGGCUCUGUUAUCAUUGAUGGUGGUUCUGGUUAUUGCAAAUUUGGUUGGAGCAAAUACACUUGUCCAUCUGGUCGUUCUCCAACAUUUUUGGAAUUUGGGAACAUCGAAUCUCCUAUGUAUUCUAGACUACGCCAUUUUUUUGCUACUAUUUAUAGCAGGAUGCGGGUUAAACCAUCGUUCCAUCCAGUGGUAGUGUCAUUACCAAUCUGCCAUUAUGAUGAUACCGAGUCAGCCAAAGCAUCGAGACAGCAACUCAAAGAAGCCAUCCAUUCAGUGUUAUUUGACAUGAAUGUCCCGUCUGUUUGUGCCGUUAAUCAGGCAACACUGGCCCUGUAUGCUGCAAGAAGAACUUCGGGAAUCGUUGUCAAUGUUGGUUUCCAGGUGACUUCAAUCGUCCCAAUUUUACAUGGCAAAGUAAUGCGGAAAGUGGGGGUUGAAGUUGUGGGGCUGGGAGCUUUAAAGCUUACAGGGUACCUCCGAGAGCUGAUGCAACAGAAUAAUAUACAUUUUGAAUCGAUGUACACCGUUCGGACAUUGAAAGAGAAUCUAUGUUAUGUUGCCGAAGACUACGAAGCAGAGUUGUGUAAAGAUACUCAAGCAUCCUAUCAAGCUGCUGGGGAAGGAUGGUUUACUCUUUCGAAAGAGCGAUUUCAAACCGGAGAGGUCUUAUUCCAACCACGAAUGGGAGGAGUACGAACAAUGGGUCUGCACGAGGCUGUGGCACUUUGCAUGGAUCAUUGCCAUGCUGCGGAACUAACGUGGGAUGAUUCUUGGUUCAAGACUGUGGUUUUGUCUGGUGGCAGUGCUUGUCUUCCAGGACUUGCAGUAAGGUUGCAGAAGGAACUUUAUGGACUUCUUCCUUCACCAAUGUCCGAUGGAAUCAGAGUCAUUCCUCCACCAUAUGGUACAGAUACAGCUUGGUUUGGGGCAAGGCUUAUUAGCAAUCUAAGUACCUUCCCUAGUCAUUGGUGUAUUACAAAGAAGCAAUUCCGAAGAAAGUCCAAACUCAACCUCCUUUGGUGAGCACUGUUCGUGUCGGGUUGUUUAUUCGAUACUGAAAGUCCGUUGAUAGAGCUCAAGGUAUCGAUGAGGUAAAAAUGUAGAGUGUAUAUACUUCUCUUUUACACAAGUGACUUGGGAUUAUGAUAAUAAAUGAAAUAUGUAGAGUGUCAAUUGUCUUGUAAUUCGUAUCCUUUCUCAUGUAUUGUAUACAACCUUUAGUGGGUUUGAUGUUUAUGCUGAUGUACAAGAAUCUCCUGUAAAUGCAAUUUAUUUUGCAGGCA
Messenger RNA from Cucurbita moschata (crookneck pumpkin), 1816 nucleotides. Its product is annotated as actin-related protein 8. The coding region runs from base 147 to 1556 and encodes 469 amino acids. The transcript is spliced from 12 exons. Lineage: Eukaryota; Viridiplantae; Streptophyta; Magnoliopsida; Cucurbitales; Cucurbitaceae. Gene Ontology annotation, molecular function: protein binding. The record is from RefSeq and is a predicted model, not a curated record.